UAUCAAGGUACUGCUUGAGCAAUACAGAAAGUUGCAUCCCGACAUGAAUCUGGUGAAAGACCGCAUGAUGAAAACCUUUGCAUGGAGACGCCGAGAAAUAGCAGAAGGAAUGUCAACUGAAGAUCUGUUGAGGAGAUAUCCAUUCCUAAGAACAUCCGCUGGGUUGUGCGAUGAGGUUGAUGCCAUGCACCCCUCUCCAGUCAACAUAUGCCACCGCAUCAGUGAGAACUUCACAUCUAUUCUCCCAAAUAUGCUGAAACUUGUCAAGGAUUCGCCACUGAAAAAACUAUACAUGGAAGCAAGAGCGGAUGCCUUGGCUGAGGAUAUUAAAGGAAUUGACUUCAGGGGUGGACUCCUCCUCUUGCCAUCCAUAUUCAAGGAGAAGAUUGAGGAUUUCAUUAUGCUUGGACAGAAAAAUCCUCAAACUCCAUAUCCAACCGUUCAACUGAAAGCACAAGGGUUGAAAUUUGCCCUCUCCAGACAGUGCCAGAGUGUGGUCAAUGUCGAGGGAAUUGAGGUCUGUUCUUGCACUUCGGUGGAUGAGGCCUUCAUUGCAGCCUUCUGCAUGUACUUUGUCUUCAACAUGGCAUAUCCUGGAUACUUGAAAAAGACACUGACCUUUCUCCAGAGGCUCAUCGCAAACAUCACGGGGGAUGGAGACAAAUCCCUGCCGGUAACUGUAACUCGAAUUGUCAACCUUCUUCGCUGAUCAUGCCUGGACUGCAUCAGUGUACAAAAUCCUCAAAGAGGACCUUUACUCUUAGAAAACUGAUUCAUCACAUUGGACUUGUACAUGCACACAACCCUCAUUUCAACAUAACCUGUGGGUUGAGUAACUGCCAGUAUGCUUUUUCCAGUAUUCUUUUAGGCGGCAUGUUUUUCGAAAAUUCUUGAAAAUUAAGUACAUUCUGAACGUUGAGACUUUUGGGUGUGCUUGGGUCCUUGCUCUUAUGACAAUCACUUCCAUACUUACCACGUCAAAGUUGACAAUGACUGAUUUUACUCAGUCCAGGAAGUGUAUUGGACUAUCAAGCUCUCGACACAUAUUUAGUCGAUGAUAGACUGUAUGUUUCCUUGAGGUAUUCUGUGUAAGUAUGUUCUAUCUAAAUGUGUGUUACUUUUUGAAGUAUUCUGCCUCAUGUUAAUGUGACUGCAAUCUUUACAUAUUGUAAUGUUAUGCAUUGACAUUGAUUGAUUUUAUAUGUAGCUAUAUAGAAUUGAAUGAAUUAAGAUGUUUACACUAUAAAUGCUGCCAUGUUUAUCUCAAAACAUACAUUUUCAUUGAUGUUAAUAAAUGGUAAAGAAGCAAUUA
Molecule: messenger RNA, 1312 nt
Organism: Gasterosteus aculeatus aculeatus (three-spined stickleback)
Lineage: Eukaryota; Metazoa; Chordata; Actinopteri; Perciformes; Gasterosteidae
Source: RefSeq, a predicted model, not a curated record